GGAGCCGGGGGCGGCCUGCGGGAAGGCCUCUCCUCCGCCGACCGCGCGUUUUCGGCCUAGGCCGCGGGGCCGCUCGUGGCCUCCGGGGAGCAGGCGCCAGGGGUUUGUGUGCGGUGGGGGCCUGGGCCUGGGCCUGGGGAAGCUGACGCCGGUCGUCCGGAAGCCAGGAGGAGGCGUGAGGCCGCUCGUGGACUCCGGGCCUAGGCCCUCUCCCCUCAAUCUUCUCCCGGGGCCUGGGUCACCCCAAUCCACGGAGAGACCGACCCGCCGGGAGGUGCGGCCGCGCUAUGGACCCCUGACCCCGUGGGGUCGCUCGGACUCUUAACGUGUGGACUGACCGCUACUGACUGCACCGCCAGCCCCCCCGUCUCUGCCGGCCCCUUAGCAUGAGCGAGGGGGACCCAGCCGGGUGACAUUGUGCCCGUUGGCGGAUUCUCGAUUUCCCCUCUUCCCCGUCCUCGUCCUCCUCCUCCCCCAUGAAGUGAUUCUGAGUAUCGGGGGGUCUCUGGAUUAUUGUUCUGACGAACCCCUGCUUGUGGUUGGGGGGUAUUUAAUCUGAGGCCUUAGGGUCCUUCGGUGUCUUUGAGUGUUUUGUGUGUACAUAUUUUGCUCUUAAAGUUUAUAAAUAUACGUAUAUUGAGAGUGUCCACGUCUCCUCGCUGAACCUUAGGAAUCCCUUGGCACCAUGUCCUGUGUGCAUUAUAAAUUUUCCUCUAAACUCAACUAUGAUACCGUCACCUUUGAUGGGCUCCACAUCUCCCUCUGCGACUUAAAGAAGCAGAUUAUGGGGAGAGAGAAGCUGAAAGCUGCCGACUGCGACCUGCAGAUCACCAAUGCGCAGACGAAAGAAGAAUAUACUGAUGAUAAUGCUCUGAUUCCUAAGAAUUCGUCUGUAAUUGUUAGAAGAAUUCCUAUCGGAGGUGUUAAAUCUACAAGCAAGACAUAUGUUAUAAGUCGAACUGAACCAGCGAUGGCAACUACAAAAGCAAUUGAUGACUCUUCCGCGUCUAUUUCUCUGGCCCAGCUUACAAAGACUGCCAAUCUGGCUGAAGCCAAUGCUUCUGAAGAAGAUAAAAUUAAAGCAAUGAUGUCGCAAUCUGGCCAUGAAUACGACCCAAUCAAUUACAUGAAGAAACCUCUAGGUCCACCACCUCCAUCUUACACGUGUUUCCGUUGUGGUAAACCUGGACAUUAUAUUAAGAAUUGCCCAACAAAUGGGGAUAAAAACUUUGAAUCUGGUCCUAGGAUUAAAAAGAGCACUGGAAUUCCCAGAAGUUUCAUGAUGGAAGUGAAAGAUCCUAAUAUGAAAGGUGCAAUGCUUACCAACACUGGAAAAUAUGCAAUACCAACUAUAGAUGCAGAAGCAUAUGCAAUUGGGAAGAAAGAGAAACCUCCCUUCUUACCAGAAGAGCCAUCUUCUUCCUCAGAAGAAGAUGAUCCUAUCCCAGAUGAAUUGUUGUGUCUCAUCUGCAAGGAUAUUAUGACUGAUGCUGUUGUGAUUCCCUGCUGUGGAAACAGUUACUGUGAUGAAUGUAUAAGAACAGCACUCCUGGAAUCAGAUGAGCAUACGUGUCCAACAUGUCAUCAAAAUGAUGUUUCUCCUGAUGCUUUAAUUGCCAAUAAAUUUUUACGACAGGCUGUAAAUAACUUCAAAAAUGAAACUGGCUAUACAAAAAGACUACGAAAACAGUUACCUCCUCCACCACCCCCAAUACCACCUCCGAGACCACUGAUUCAGAGGAACCUACAACCUCUGAUGAGAUCUCCAAUAUCAAGACAACAAGAUCCUCUUAUGAUUCCAGUGACAUCUUCAUCAACUCACCCAGCUCCGUCUAUAUCUUCAUUAACUUCUAAUCAGUCUUCCUUGGCCCCUCCUGUGUCUGGAAAUCCAUCUUCUGCUCCAGCUCCUGUACCUGAUAUAACUGCAACAGUAUCCAUAUCAGUUCAUUCAGAAAAAUCAGAUGGACCUUUUCGGGAUUCUGAUAAUAAAAUAUUGCCAGCUGCAGCUCUUGCGUCAGAGCACUCAAAGGGAACCUCCUCAAUUGCAAUUACCGCUCUUAUGGAAGAGAAGGGUUACCAGGUGCCUGUUCUUGGAACCCCAUCUUUGCUUGGACAGUCAUUAUUGCAUGGACAGUUGAUCCCCACAACUGGUCCUGUAAGAAUAAAUACUGCUCGUCCAGGUGGUGGUCGACCAGGCUGGGAACAUUCCAACAAACUCGGCUAUCUGGUUUCUCCACCACAACAAAUUAGAAGAGGGGAGAGGAGCUGCUACAGAAGUAUAAACCGUGGGCGACACCACAGCGAAAGAUCACAGAGGACUCAAGGCCCGUCACUACCAGCAACUCCAGUCUUUGUACCUGUUCCACCACCUCCUUUGUAUCCGCCUCCUCCCCAUACACUUCCUCUCCCUCCGGGUGUUCCUCCUCCACAGUUUUCUCCUCAGUUUCCUCCUGGCCAGCCACCACCUGCUGGGUAUAGUGUCCCUCCUCCAGGGUUUCCUCCAGCUCCUGCCAAUUUAUCAACACCUUGGGUAUCAUCAGGAGUGCAGACAGCUCAUUCAAAUACCAUCCCAACAACACAAGCACCACCUUUGUCCAGGGAAGAAUUCUAUAGAGAGCAGCGACGACUAAAAGAAGAGUCUAAAUCUCCCUAUAGUGGUUCUUCGUAUUCAAGAAGUUCAUAUACUUAUUCUAAAUCAAGAUCUGGUUCAACACGUUCACGCUCUUAUUCUCGAUCAUUCAGCCGCUCACAUUCUCGUUCCUAUUCACGGUCACCUCCAUACCCCAGAAGAGGCAGAGGCAAGAGCCGCAAUUACCGUUCACGGUCUAGAUCUCAUGGAUAUCAUCGAUCUAGGUCAAGGUCACCCCCUUACAGACGCUAUCAUUCACGAUCAAGAUCUCCUCAAGCGUUUAGGGGACAGUCUCCUAAUAAACGUAACAUACCUCAAGGGGAAACAGAACGUGAAUAUUUUAAUAGAUACAGAGAAGUUCCACCACCAUAUGACAUGAAAGCAUAUUAUGGGAGAAGUGUUGACUUUAGAGACCCAUUUGAAAAAGAACGCUACCGAGAAUGGGAGAGAAAAUAUAGAGAGUGGUAUGAAAAAUAUUAUAAAGGUUAUGCUGCUGGAGCACAGCCUAGACCCUCAGCAAAUAGAGAGAACUUUUCUCCAGAGAGAUUUGUGCCACUUAACAUCAGGAAUUCUCCCUUCACAAGAGGCCGCAGAGAAGACUAUGUUGGUGGGCAAAGUCAUAGAAGUCGAAACAUAGGUAGCAACUAUCCAGAAAAGCUUUCAGCAAGAGAUGGUCACAAUCAGAAGGAUAAUACAAAGUCAAAAGAGAAGGAGAGUGAAAACGCUCCAGGAGAUGGUAAAGGAAAUAAGCAUAAGAAACACAGAAAAAGAAGAAAAGGGGAGGAAAGUGAGGGUUUUCUGAACCCAGAGUUAUUAGAGACUUCUAGGAAAUCAAGAGAACCUACAGGUGUUGAAGAAAAUAAAACAGACUCAUUGUUUGUUCUCCCAAGUAGAGAUGAUGCCACACCUGUUAGAGAUGAACCAAUGGAUGCAGAAUCAAUCACUUUUAAAUCAGUGUCUGAAAAAGACAAGAGAGAAAGGGAUAAACCAAAAGCAAAGGGUGAUAAAACCAAACGGAAGAAUGAUGGAUCUGCUGUGUCCAAAAAAGAAAAUAUUGUAAAACCUGCUAAAGGACCCCAAGAAAAAGUAGAUGGAGAACGUGAGAGAUCUCCUCGAUCUGAACCUCCAAUUAAAAAAGCCAAAGAGGAGACUCCAAAGACUGACAAUACUAAAUCAUCAUCUUCCUCUCAGAAGGAUGAAAAAAUCACUGGAACCCCCAGAAAAGCUCACUCUAAAUCAGCAAAAGAACACCAAGAAACAAAACCAGUCAAAGAGGAAAAAGUGAAGAAGGACUAUUCCAAAGAUGUCAAAUCAGAAAAGCUAACAACUAAGGAAGAAAAGGCCAAGAAGCCUAAUGAGAAAAACAAACCACUUGAUAAUAAGGGAGAAAAAAGAAAAAGAAAAACUGAAGAAAAAGGCGUAGAUAAAGAUUUUGAGUCUUCUUCAAUGAAAAUCUCGAAACUAGAAGUGACUGAAAUAGUGAAACCAUCACCAAAGCGCAAAAUGGAACCUGAUACUGAAAAAAUGGAUAGGACCCCUGAAAAGGACAAAAUUUCUUUAAGUGUGCCAGCCAAAAAAAUCAAACUCAACAGAGAAACUGGGAAGAAAAUUGGAAGUACAGAAAAUAUAUCAAACACAAAAGAACCCUCUGAAAAAUUGGAGUCAACAUCUAGCAAAGUUAAACAAGAAAAAGUCAAAGGAAAGGUCAGACGAAAAGUGACUGGAACUGAAGGAUCCAGCUCAACUCUGGUGGAUUAUACCAGUACGAGCUCAACUGGAGGCAGUCCUGUGCGGAAAUCUGAAGAAAAAACAGAUACAAAGCGAACUGUGAUUAAAACGAUGGAAGAAUAUAAUAAUGACAAUACGGCGCCAGCUGAAGAUGUUAUCAUUAUGAUUCAGGUUCCUCAAUCCAAAUGGGAUAAAGAUGACUUUGAAUCUGAAGAAGAAGAUGUUAAAUCCACACAGCCUAUAUCAAGUGUAGGAAAACCUGCUAGUGUUAUAAAAAAUGUUAGUACAAAGCCAUCAAAUAUAGUCAAGUAUCCUGAGAAAGAAAGUGAGCCAUCUGAGAAAAUUCAGAAAUUCACCAAGGACGUGAGCCAUGAAAUCAUACAACACGAGGUUAAAAGUUCAAAAAACUCUGCAUCUAGUGAAAAAGGGAAAACCAAAGAUCGAGAUUAUUCAGUGUUGGAAAAGGAGAACCCUGAAAAGAGGAAGAACAGCACUCAGCCAGAGAAGGAGAGUAAUUUGGACCGUCUGAAUGAACAAGGAAAUUUUAAAAGUCUGUCUCAAUCUUCCAAAGAGGCUAGAACGUCAGAUAAACAUGAUUCCACUCGUGCUUCCUCAAAUAAAGACUUCACUCCCAAUAGAGACAAAAAAACUGACUAUGACACCAGAGAGUAUUCAAGUUCCAAACGUAGAGAUGAAAAGAAUGAAUUAACAAGACGAAAAGACUCUCCUCCUCGGAAUAAAGAUUCUGCAUCUGGACAGAAAAAUAAACCAAGGGAAGAGAGAGAUUUGCCUAAAAAAGGAACAGGAGAUUCCAAAAAAAGUAAUUCUAGUCCCUCGAGAGACAGAAAACCUCAUGAUCACAAAGCCCCUUAUGAUACUAAACGGCCAAAUGAAGAGACAAAAUCUGUAGAUAAAAAUCCUUGUAAGGAUCGUGAGAAGCAUGUAUUAGAAGCAAGGAACAAUAAAGAGUCAAGUGGCAAUAAACUACUUUAUAUACUUAACCCACCAGAGACACAGGUUGAAAAAGAGCAAAUUACUGGGCAAAUUGACAAGAAUACUGUCAAGCCUAAACCCCAGUUAAGUCAUUCCUCUAGACUUUCCUCUGACUUAACUAGAGAAACUGAUGAAGCUGCUUUUGAACCAGACUAUAAUGAAAGUGACAGUGAAAGUAAUGUUUCUGUAAAAGAAGAGGAAUCUUCAGGAAACAUUUCUAAGGACCUGAAAGAUAAAAUAGUGGAGAAAGCGAAAGAGAGCCUGGACACAGCAGCAGUUGUCCAGGUGGGCAUAAGCAGGAAUCAGAGCCACAGCAGCCCCAGCGUCAGCCCCAGCAGAAGCCACAGUCCUUCUGGAAGCCAGACCCGAAGCCACAGUAGCAGUGCCAGCUCAGCAGAAAGUCAGGACAGCAAGAAGAAGAAGAAAAAGAAGGAAAAGAAAAAACACAAGAAACAUAAAAAGCAUAAGAAGCAUAAGAAACAUGCAGGCACUGAAGUGGAAUUGGAAAAAAGCCAAAAACACAAACACAAGAAAAAGAAGUCAAAGAAGAACAAAGAUAAAGAGAAGGAGAAGGAGAAAGAUGACCAAAAAGUGAAAUCUGUCACUGUGUAAAAAGACAGAUUUUUUAAAUUGACUUAAUUACUAAGUCAUCUGUAUUAAAUUUUGUUAUAAUGUAAAGAGAUUCAAGCCUUGUAAAUAAUGACAUGGAAGACCCUGUGCUGCACUUAAAAUAUUGCUGCUUGAUUAUUUGAUUUUUACAUCAGAGCUUUAUAACACGAACUUUUGUACAGAAUUGUGAGUUGUGACCAUGUAACAUGAGAGGUUUUGCUAGGGCCUAUUAUUUUUAACCACCAUUAAUUAGUUGGGGUGGAGUUUACUGUAAUGUGAAAUUUUCACAUUUGAAUUUUUUUAAUUGCCUGGCAAAAGCUGAUAUAAGUUCUAAAAUAUCAGCAGAAUGAUUUGCUGAAUUCAUUACAACCCCGUUAUGUCACUUUUUGAUUACAAUAAAAGUUUUCAGUAAACUUUUCAAA
This is a messenger RNA of Pan troglodytes (chimpanzee), 6381 nucleotides long. It is a transcript of the gene RBBP6, whose product is annotated as RB binding protein 6, ubiquitin ligase. Gene Ontology annotation, biological process: protein ubiquitination; ubiquitin-dependent protein catabolic process; mRNA processing. The transcript has 17 exons. Gene Ontology annotation, cellular component: nucleus. Gene Ontology annotation, molecular function: ubiquitin protein ligase activity; zinc ion binding; nucleic acid binding. Lineage: Eukaryota; Metazoa; Chordata; Mammalia; Primates; Hominidae. The record is from RefSeq and is a predicted model, not a curated record. Bases 686 to 5962 code for a protein of 1758 amino acids.